AAUUCUUAUCUUAACUACUGCAUUAGAACAAACAACACAAACUGUUACUGUUCAAAGUCCAUCCGAAAAUGUUUUUCAGAAACUCUACUUGAAAUAUUCAUCAACACUUCAAUGUCCAUGCAAUCAAGUCGAAACGCUGUACAAAACAUUUACCACUAUAUCAUACAAACUUCAUCCCGUAUGUUCAAGUGUGUUUGUCUCCAGUACUUGGAUAAAUAUUCUAUUUAAUCCUGAUAUAGCAUAUUUCCAUCCCUUAGAUUUUCGUUCAUCUGCGAGUGGACAAUUUCAACUUCUUACUUCACUCUGUUUAUUUGCUAAUAGAACCAUAGAAAAUGCAAUCGAUGACUUUCUCUCAGAUACUCUUUUGAGUCCACAGAUUCUUUCCAUAUCUUCACUAAAAGAUCAAAGCGAAACAAAAAGUCAAUUUUUGAAAACAUCAACAAGUUAUACGUACAGUCGUCUUCUUAAUUUGGUUCGUGGUAUAACUCAUAUGAAUGUUUUACUACCAGCAAUGCAAACAUCAAUGAUGCAUUUACUAUUUGUUAUACCAAAUGUAUCGAUUACUCCAAUUCCGUACGAAACUUUAUGGAAUAUUACAACCGAUGAAGUAUGCUACUGUGGUUUUACAUCAAAUUGUUAUUCACCAUCUGCUUUUUACGAUCUGUUUGCCGAACAAACCCAGGCACAGUUUACAGUAAUGGUUUCUCCUCUAGCAAAUGUAACCGGAUUUUUCGUUGCAUGUUAUGCUCUCGAUGCACUUCUUGCAUCAUCACUUCAAUGUUUUUUCGAUUCAUCUUGUUUUACUACUGUUCUAACAUUUUUUCCAUCGAGUAAUAUAACUCAUCAUGAUAUUCUUCAAAUGAAUCAAACACACUAUGCAGUCGAAACUACUAUUGAAACACUGGCUAAUAAUCUAUUUCUUGAACAAUGGUCAUCCGAAAUAUCAUUUUCAGCCUAUUAUUCCGCAUGUGCUCCUAUUCUAUGCGUUUAUGGAGGACUUAUAAUUGUGCUUCGCGUCUGCGCUUCAAAUGUUGUUAGUUUCUGGCGAAAUCGCAACAAUAAAGAUGCAAUUAAAUCUGAUCUACAUAAUACUGUGGGACAACGUCUAAUCAUUGAAUUACAAAAAAUAAAAGUUCGUAUAAUAGAGUUUAAUUUAUUUAAAACUUCGAUUGGACGUACUAACUCUUAUGAACUAGAGACUACAAGAAUUACAACUCGCGCAUAUAUAGUUAUCAUGCUGUUUAGUUUAGGUAUUAUCAGUAUAUAUCUAUUAUUUUCAACUCGUGUUAAUACAGUCAUUGUACAAUAUCCAUCUAUAGUAGUGUUCAAAAAUUUACAUAAUAAAUAUGAAAAUACGCUUCAGUGUCCUUGCACUCGUAUUGUCAAUGCUUAUGAAUUAUUCACGUCAUUAUCUUAUACAUUUCAUCCCAUAUGUUCAAGUUUAUUUAUAUCGAAUGAAUGGAUUGUUUCUAUACUGAGUACUGAUCCAUAUGAUGCUCUAGACGAUAUCCGAGUACUUGGUCCAACAUUUUUCGAGACUUUAGCAACGUUCUGUUCGCUUUCCAAUAUAACGAUUGAUAAUGCCUGGUAUAUUUUUCAACAAACACCUUUAGUUACUGAUUUCGUCCUAACUGAGACUGAAUUUCAGACAGAAAUAAAAAUAUCAAUUGAACAAUUUAAAAAAACUACAAUAAGUGAAUUCCAACGUGUCCUCUCACUUAGUAGUUUGCAUACAAAAACUAUGUACGCUGCAGGAUAUUUAAAUAUCAUGCUAUCUACAAAUGAAUCAUCUAGUACUAAAACACCGAUCGAUUUUGGUUGGAAGCCGGCAGAAAGAACGACAUGUUCAUGUGAUCUUAAUGAUCAAUGUUAUGACGUGAUGGGCCUCUUUUCUUAUACUCGUGUUGGUAACGAUAUUAUACGCUAUACAAAUUUCUCUUUACCCGAUAUUCUCAUUGGUUGUGUCGUAGUAUCGAGUGUUCUUCAAUCUUCGCUGAGUUGUUUUUUCAACCAAACAUGUUUCGAUAGAAUUCAUAAUAGUAUACAAACCGCACAAUCUAUUAAUAUAUCAAUUCUCGAUCUGAACAAUACUCGAUUUUCUCCUCAUGAUCAUAUAGAAACCAUUAUGAAUAGUUUAAUGAUCGAAACAUGGAAUGAAAAAAUUGAUUAUGAUAAAUAUUACGAACAAUGUGCACCAGAACAAUGUACAUAUGUUUAUACAUCUGCCAAUAAUCCUUUUCAAACAGUUACUGUCAUAAUUGGUCUCUUUGGUGGCCUGUCGGUAGUAAUGAAAAUAAUUGUUCAAUUGGUUGUUCGUUGGAUACGAAAUCAAACACGUUCACAUCCAGGGCGAACAGUCUUAAUAAACUAUCCACCAGUCCAGCGUCGAGUAACUAACUUUUGGCAUACGACGAAGUCAAAAUUAUUAGAACUUAAUCUCUUCAAAACUGAACUCUCAUGGGAUGAUGAUCAACGGCAUCGAAGAGAAAUCCUUACGACACGCUUAUAUCUUCUUUUACUUAUUAUUGCUGUAAUAAUUGUACUUAUUUAUACUUUCAUUGACACACAAACUGAAAUCAUUAAAGUUCAUAAUCCAUCUCAGGAAGUAUUUAAUCAACUUCGAUCACAUCCUCAGUAUUCGUCAACACUUGAUUGUCCUUGCACAAAUAUCACUGUUCAUUAUCAAUCAUUUAUUUCCAUUAAACCGUAUUACCAUCAACUAUGUUCAAGUGAUUUUGUUAACACAAAUUCUACUUGGAUGUCAUUACUUUAUUCAUCUACAGCAGGUAUUGACUAUGCAUAUAAUGAUUAUCGUCUCUUUGCUGCGUCACAUUUUGAAUUACUUUCUUCUCUUUGUGCACUUGUAAAUGAAACAAUAGCUGAGGCUAUCAAUGAAUUUUCAAGAAAUAUAAUGAUCAAUGCCAGAGUGCAAUCACGUGAAAAUAUUGAAUCGCAAGCGAAUACAGCUCUUAAUCGGUUUUGUUUAUCAACUCCUCGAACAUUUGUAUUAAUUCUCGAUUUUAUUAGAUACAUGAAUCAAGGUAACGGUAUUGUUUCAUCCAUUCUUUCGAAUUGGCAUUUUAUUUCUUCGGAUACGAUCUCACCCUGGGAUUCUUUGUGGGCUCUUCCACAUUCGUAUGGUAACGAUAAUUGUU
This is a messenger RNA of Adineta steineri, 3155 nucleotides long. Lineage: Eukaryota; Metazoa; Rotifera; Eurotatoria; Adinetida; Adinetidae. The record is from the annotation of a GenBank genome assembly.